This is a messenger RNA of Pelobates cultripes (western spadefoot toad), 273 nucleotides long. The record is from the annotation of a GenBank genome assembly. Lineage: Eukaryota; Metazoa; Chordata; Amphibia; Anura; Pelobatidae.
AUGCGUCUGGUCCCCAUGAGGCAGUUACAGUGCCUCCAACUCGGAAGUAGCUUCCGGGUUUGUGCCGCGCAUGCGCAGUUAACGAGCGGUGAAUUCGCUUGUUUUGAGCAUGCACGGAUAGGCGGUGACGUCAGUUAUGACGUCACACGCCUAUUUAAGCGCCAAAAUUGGAUUAAAUUGUUAACUGAUGUCCUCAUUAGGUCUUUAGAGGACCUGUUUUCAUACAGUUCUCAAUUUGAAUUGCGUUUUUCAAUUUUACAGAAAAAUCUGAAG